AUGACCCCUCGCUUGCUUGAGCUCGGAAUCGGUGACCGAGCCUGCCAGGGUGAAGGAGAGGAGCUGCAACCCAAGGACCCUCUCGGUCCACCUGUGGGUUGGUAUUUUUGGAACUCGAUAGGAGCUCCCAAGUAUGUUUGUGCACCCAUGGUGGAGCAGUCAGAGCUUGCAUUCCGUCAUCUUUGCAGGAGAUACGGAACAACCUUGUGUUACACUCCUAUGUUCCAUGCAAGGCUCUUCCUGGAAAACGUGCAAUACAGGAAUGAUCAGUUUGGUGAGGAUGAUGGGAAACCAGAGGACCGGCCCUUGUUCGUCCAGUUCUGUGCGAAUCAUCCGGAAACCUUCUUGGCAGCAGCACGACUAGUGCAGCAUCGAUGCGAUGCCGUAGAUCUCAACCUGGGCUGCCCUCAAGGUAUAGCGAAGAAAGGGAAUUACGGGUCCUUCCUGAUGGAAGACUUCGAUCUUGUCUUCUCCCUGGUGAAUGAGUUGCACAGAGGCCUUGACAUUCCGGUCACUGCAAAGAUCAGAGUCUUCGAUGACCACGACAAGACAUUGCAGUACGCCAAGUGUCUGCAAGAUGCAGGAGCUCAGAUUUUGACUGUUCACGGGAGAACAAGGGAGAACAAGGGACCGGACGCUGUGCCUGCUGAUUGGAGCCUGAUCAAGAAGAUCAGGGAGCACGUUUCUAUCCCCGUCGUCUCCAACGGCAACAUAGUCACCUUCGAGGACGUGGUAGACUGCCUGGACGAGACUGGCUGCGCUGCUGUCAUGUCGGCGGAAUGGCUCAGGCGCAACCCAGCACUAUUCAACAAUGGAGAGAAGGUCUGCGCCUUCCGGAUGGCUCUCGAGUACUUCGAGCUGGAGCGGGAGUUCCCAGCUCCAGCCGGGUUUGUUAAGGCUCAUGUGUUCAAACUUCUCUCUACAGUGGUGAAGAAGUUGCCCGCCGAAGAAGAGACAGAAGCCAUUGUAGACAUCUUUGCUGCUGAGUGGUAG
Guillardia theta CCMP2712 is the source of this 993-nucleotide messenger RNA. RefSeq lists its product as hypothetical. NCBI's taxonomy places the organism in Eukaryota, Cryptophyceae, Pyrenomonadales, Geminigeraceae. The record is from RefSeq and is a predicted model, not a curated record. Gene Ontology annotation, molecular function: tRNA dihydrouridine synthase activity; flavin adenine dinucleotide binding. Bases 1 to 993 code for a protein of 330 amino acids. The transcript has 4 exons. Gene Ontology annotation, biological process: tRNA processing.